CUAUUGGCCGUUUAUGUGAAAAGUGCGACGGUAAAUGUGUGAUCUGUGAUUCAUAUGUACGGCCAGAUACUCUUGUUCGAAUUUGUGAUGAAUGCAAUUAUGGAUCUUACCAAGGCCGUUGUGUGAUCUGUGGUGCACCUGGUGUUUCGGAUGCUUAUUACUGUAAAGAAUGUGUUUUACAAGAGAAAGACAGAGAUGGUUGUCCAAAGAUUGUGAAUCUUGGAUCAUCAAAAACGGAUCUAUUCUAUGAACGGAAAAAAUAUGGAUUUAAGAAAAGAUAG
Molecule: messenger RNA, 281 nt
Organism: Dentiscutata erythropus
Lineage: Eukaryota; Fungi; Glomeromycota; Glomeromycetes; Diversisporales; Gigasporaceae
Source: the annotation of a GenBank genome assembly